Paraphaeosphaeria sporulosa is the source of this 2424-nucleotide messenger RNA. Its product is annotated as glycyl-tRNA synthetase-like protein. The transcript has 5 exons. Lineage: Eukaryota; Fungi; Ascomycota; Dothideomycetes; Pleosporales; Didymosphaeriaceae. Gene Ontology annotation, molecular function: glycine-tRNA ligase activity; ATP binding. Gene Ontology annotation, biological process: mitochondrial glycyl-tRNA aminoacylation. The record is from RefSeq and is a predicted model, not a curated record. Gene Ontology annotation, cellular component: cytoplasm; mitochondrion. The coding region runs from base 246 to 2231 and encodes 661 amino acids.
AGCAUCAGCCUGUAAUAUAUUGUAUCAGUAUUUCGUUGAGUCAUUUCUCCGUCCUCAUAAGGGAGGAGACCGUGUGUAUGCGCUCGCUCGUGAAAGCGUUGCGCGCCAAUUGCUUCUCUUCUCUUCGUGAACCCUUUUUUAAUACCAGUACCCCACCUCGCUGUGUUUAUUCCGCCCGCAGCUUCACCACAACACCGCCCCACCACCGUUUUCAAGUCCCCAAGCGGAAGCAGCAGAUCGUCGACAUGGCGCCUGAAAUGACGACCCUCAAGGGCAAAGCCUUUGAUCGGGCCUCGCUCGAGUCUCUUAUGAGGCGGCGCAUGUUCUACACCCCUUCGUUCGAUAUCUACGGUGGUGUUUCCGGCCUCUACGACUACGGUCCUCCAGGCAGUGCCUUGACCAAUAACAUCAUUGACGUGUGGCGGAAACACUUUGUGCUGAAGGAAAACAUGCUUGAAGUGGACUGCACCAUGUUGACCCCGCACGAUGUCCUCAAGACUUCCGGCCACGUAGACAAGUUCGCCGACUGGAUGUGCAAGGACCCCAAGACCGGCGAGAUCUUCCGCGCAGACCAUCUUGUCGAGGAAGUACUCGAAGCGAGGAUCAAGGGCGACAAGGAGGCACGUGGCGAGAAAAUCGAGUUGGAAGAAGAAGACCCGAAAAAGAAGAAGAAGAAGGUCAAGAACAUUGCUGCAGUCAAGUUGGACGAUGCCGUGAGGGACGAGUACAAGGAGGUUCUCAACAAGAUCGACAACUACAACGGCGAAGAACUCGGUCUGCUCAUGAAGAAGUACGAUAUUCGCAACCCCGCCAACAACAGCGAGCUCACGCCUCCUGUUGCAUUCAACCUCAUGUUCCAGACCUCGAUUGGUCCCUCCUCCAACCUGCCCGGCUACCUGCGCCCAGAAACCGCCCAGGGCCAGUUCCUCAACUUCGCAAAGCUCCUCGAGUUCAACCAGCAACAAAUGCCCUUCGCGUCCGCAUCCAUCGGCAAGUCUUUCCGUAACGAGAUCUCCCCGCGUCAGGGCCUGCUACGUGUGCGAGAGUUCUUGAUGGCAGAAAUCGAGCAUUUUGUGGAUCCCGAAGGCGGCAAGAAGCACCCUCAUUUCGAUGAGGUCAAGGACGUUGAGCUUGAGCUUCUCAACCGCGAAGUGCAGCUUUCUGGCAAGGCUGACGUCGACACCACACCCAUUGGCAAGGCCGUCGAGACUGGUCUCGUCGACAAUGAGACUCUUGGCUACUUUCUUGCGCGCAUUCAGCUUUUCCUUCUCAAGAUUGGUGUUGACCCCAAGAAGAUUCGUUUCAGGCAGCACAUGGCUAACGAGAUGGCUCAUUACGCGGCGGAUUGUUGGGACGCCGAACUGUUGACCUCUUACGGCUGGAUCGAAUGCGUGGGCUGCGCCGACCGUAGUGCGUACGAUCUGUCUGUUCACAUGAAGAAGACUGGCGCUCCUCUUGUGGUCCGAGAACCCCGCAAGGAGCCCCUCAAGAUUGAAGAAUGGCAGUGCGACCUUGACAAGAAGAAGUUUGGUCCUAAGUUCAAGAAGGAUGGCAAGACCGUGGAAGCUGCCAUUGAUGCUCUCUCCCAGGAUCUGCGCGAGAAGUUGUCACUGGAUUUGCAAAAGGAUGGCAAGAUCACAAUCGAUGUUCCUGGUGUCGGUGACGGCAAGGUCGAGGUGCCCAAGGAGCUGAUCACCAUCGAGAAGCGAACACGAGUAGAGAACGUGAGGGAGUACACACCCAAUGUUAUCGAGCCGUCAUUUGGUAUUGGUCGAAUCUUCUAUGCGUUGUGCGAACAUUCUUACUGGACGCGCGAGCAGGACGAAGCGCGUGGUGUACUCUCCUUCCCUCCCACGGUUGCUCCUACCAAGGUUCUGAUUGUGCCGCUGAGCUCGCACGCCGACUUCAAGCCGUUUGUGCGCAAGUUGAGCAACAAGCUUCAGGACAUCGGCGUCUCCAACCGAGUGGACGAUUCCGGGGCCUCCAUCGGCAAACGUUAUUCCCGUAACGAUGAGCUCGGCACCCCCUUGGGCAUCACUAUCGACUUCCAAUCUGUCAAAGACAAUACCUUCACACUGCGAGACCGAGACUCGACUGAACAGGUGCGUGGCGGCCUGGAUGAGAUUUGCACGGCUAUUUCCGGCCUAGUGGAGGGUAGGGAGAAGUGGGCAGACAUUUCUAAGCGACUACCCAAGUUUGAGGGCCAGGAGGAAGGAGUUGGUCCCUCCUGAGGAGGCGCUCUCGAUGGCGGCGUUCUUAGACAUGGAACAUGAACGAGCGAUAUCAUGGAGAAGGGGUAUGUCGGGGCAGUUUCUGCAGAUGUACAGUAACGAGAUGACUCCAAAUACCCUGUACUUCUCAGGAUAGACGAGGAAGGUCAAUGAUAUUAGAAGACAUGUUCUGAGACUGCAACCAAGUGACAAU